UAGGAGGUAGCAUUGCUAGGCCUGCAUUCUUAUUCUUAGGUACCUACCACGUACUAAGGUACCUAACGUAUAGUGCUAUCGAGACAGGCUGCCUUGGGAAUCUUCCGCCCGCCCGAGCUACUAGCUCCCAUUCGUCCUCCGCCCAGGUUGACAGCGGGGAGUCCCAGUCCGGCAACGCCAUUGGGCAUUCCCCCGUUGCCCCGUCUCCACACGAGCACCCCCCUUCUCCGGUACGUACCCAUCCCAUGUACGAAGCUAGGCGGGUGCAUGCAUAGCAAUGGCCUAUCCUUACUUGUGCUCCGACGGGCCACACACAGAUUGCCUUCAUCCGCACGCUGGGAAACCAGCAAGCUCCCUUUCCCCUCAGGUGGCCAUCCUCCUUUUAAUCCCACGAGGUGUUCCUUUUUCUUCUCUUCUGUUCUUCCUCUCUCUUGUGGCCUUGUGAUAUUUCCUUCCGGCCUAUCUUCCGGUUUAACUUGCCUGCGUAGCUGAUCCGUCCUCUCUUCGCCAACGUGGGAAAUCCGCACAGCCGGUGCUUUGUUCACGUCAGCCACGCAUUCUCCAGUCAGGAUCACCUGCCUCAUUCUCGACGGCGUGCAUGUGAUACGGGCAGGAUCCCAUCCAUCCACGGGUCUGAAAUACGGAGAUUCCACCGCAUCUCUCGUCGCCACCUCGAGCAAACAAGACACACCCAGAGCAAACCAGCAAUCAUGACGGCCUCGACCAUUAGACAGCCAGACGCCCAACAGGUCCUGGGACCUCUCUUGCCCACCCUCCCAGCCGCUGCGCUAUCGACGGAGCCGACUGACAAGGUCUUGCCUCUCCUCUCUCCCAUUUUAAGACAGCGAGUUCAGCUUCUGUCUUCGUCCAGCCAGGAGCCGUGGAUUCGAUUAUUAUGUUAUGAGCCAGCCAAAGUCGCCAGGUUGGUGGAGAUCGCCCAGAGCGACCGGCUACAUCCCCAUCCCGUGUCCGGCGAGGUCGAGGUCGACUGGGACUACGACGCCGACACCCGCUAUCGGCGAGUGGAUGAAGAGACCCUCCAGGCGUUGGUAGUCUUAAGAGACAUGAACCUGGCUUUUCGUUUGAUCUACUGUACCGGUGACCCCGCGGACGAUGGCUGGAAAGUGGGCGAAGUCAGCGUUGCCGAGAAGCCAUCGCCGUUUUCGUCCUUCGGAGGUGUCUCGAGCAUUAACGAGGCCGAGAGGCAAUUCCACGAGUCGAAGGCGAGGGGGAAACUGACAACCCGAACCCACGCGCCGGCAGGAGAUCGAAGCUUUCUCCGAGAGCAGGAGGAGGAGGAUGACGAUGACGACGACUACUGGGCUCGGUAUGACGCGACGCCGGCUAGGACGCCGGCUGUGAAGAGAUCUCCCGCGCCGGAGUUCACCUAUGGCAACCGAACGACAGCAGAGGAUGACUACUAUGCUCAAUACGACGAUGUGCAGCCCGCGAUGGAUAACCACGACCCGGACGAGGAGGCCAACCUCGACAUAGCGCCGCCUCUAGGCUUAGCCGCGAGACCAAGCAAUCCGGCAGCGAGCGGAAGCGAAGAGGAAGACGGUGAACUUAACGAAACCCAGGGCGCAUGGACGCUGGCUGAGCCGCCGAGAUCGCCUUCCACGCACUCGAGGCGGAACGAAGAUGAUCCACUCUUGAUUCAUCCGAGACCAGCUUCGAGCGCCAGUUCCAACGCGUCAGUCGAAAAGCUCGAGGCCGCGGCGGCAAAGCAAGAACUCAACGACUUCGGCGUACAGCAACAUGUGUCUCGAAGCAUCAAGAGCCUGUACAUGCUGUCCCGUGCAUCGGGUAUCGAUCGCGAGGAGUUUGAGCGCUUAGUCAAGACGGAGCUCGACACGCUAGCGCUGAUGGAGGACUAAGGCUUGUUUUCCCUCAUCUGUUGGUUGGGUUCACGUCCUGCCAUAUUUAUUCAGAGGAAUAUUAGGAGGGUGAGCCCUUUUUUUUUCCCUGGUUGUUAUUAGUGGGCGUUUAACGGCUUUUGACCCGUUGAAAAAUGUUGGGGUUCUCCGGUAUGCCCCUCCCCAGUUACGACCCGGUCCGGACGGAACUAUUCCAGGCUAUCUAUUGCAUGGACACCGGCGUUAUGUUUUAUGUACGACUAGUCAGCCAGAAUACCACCGAGCGUUUGCAUUGAUCUUAAAAGAGGUUCCAGUUAUUCAUUGCCAAGCAUGUGGGUAGAAUUACUAGAGUAUAUGAGUAGACAGUUGGGUAUAUAGGUUCGGCGCCAUUCAAGCGGGAUCUGACCUGAUGUAUGUACUCACCAUUGCCACUAAGCGUAUCUGGCGUGUAAGCGGAAGAAAGAUGCACGGCGUCUUAUUACCUCCCAAGUACCUCUUAAAAAUCUCAUCUUAAAUCAAGGUCAUGCCUAACUGUAUAUAACGGAAAUAUGCACUUAUCUGCUCAUAGACACCUG
Messenger RNA from Durotheca rogersii, 2431 nucleotides. RefSeq lists its product as uncharacterized. The record is from RefSeq and is a predicted model, not a curated record. The transcript is spliced from 2 exons. NCBI's taxonomy places the organism in Eukaryota, Fungi, Ascomycota, Sordariomycetes, Xylariales, Xylariaceae. The coding region runs from base 711 to 1877 and encodes 388 amino acids.